This is a messenger RNA of Nanorana parkeri, 738 nucleotides long. Its product is annotated as trichohyalin-like. The record is from RefSeq and is a predicted model, not a curated record. Gene Ontology annotation, molecular function: calcium ion binding. NCBI's taxonomy places the organism in Eukaryota, Metazoa, Chordata, Amphibia, Anura, Dicroglossidae. Bases 26 to 643 code for a protein of 205 amino acids. The transcript is spliced from 4 exons.
GAAGAAUCAGUGUACCCCCACAGAAAUGGAGAGGGCCAUGGAGAAGUUCAUCACUGUCUUCCAGAGGUACGCUGGCAAGGAAGGCAACCAAUCCUCCAUGAACUUCAAGGAGUUUGAGAGCUUCAUGAACACUGAGCUGGGCUCUUUCACCAAGAACCAGAAGGACCCACAGAUCCUGCAGAAGUUAAUGAAGUCUGUAGAUGGUGGGGUCGAUGGGAAGAAGGACGGAGAGAUCGACUUUCAAGAGUUUCUCAACCUUAUCGGAGGGAUGAUGGUGGCCUGCCAUGAGGCCUUGAUGAAGUGCCCACCAUCAAAUAAGAACCCCGUCUCUGCUACAAAACCAACAGACAUGGAAUGUGCCAUGGAAAGCAUCGUCCGGGUCUUCCAACACUACGCCGGCAAGAAAGGCGAGAAAGAUCAGAUGGAUUACUCCGAGUUCGAGGCUUUUAUGAAAACGGAACUGAAGUCUUUCACUGACAGUCAGAAGGACCCGAACAUUGUGCGUCGGUUGAUGGAGUCAGUGGACGGCAGCACGGAUGGGAAGCAAGACCGAAAGAUGAAUUUCCAGGAGUUCAUGAACCUGAUCGGCGGAAUAAUGGUUGCUUGUCAUGCUGCGUUUGUGUCUCACCUGAAGAGGGUCUGAGGGCGCCGUAGGCGAGCGUUCCGCUUUCAUCCAUUCCACGUGUUACUGAUAUCAAUGUUUCUGAUGUUGUCUUUUGUUCUAAUAAAAUGUUUAAA